CAUUCCAUGAGCGCGCCAGUCUGGGCUGGACCAGUGCCGGGGCAGGACAGGACGCCGCCGCUCAGGAGUAGCCAUCCAACUUUGUCUUCUCUCUAAACCCUGUUAGUCUGUGGAUGUAUAGCGUUAGUGUGUGGUGAUGGAGCGAGGUGGCGGCGGCAACAGCAACAACGGUGGUGGUAGUGGCCUGGGGGAGGACAAUCGAUGUGCGUGCGGGCGUACCUUACAAAUGGUGGGCGUGCACGUCACCCCGACCACCGGCGGCCAGUUCGAACUUAGGGUCGCUUCCACAGACUCCAUAGAAUUCCUGCGGCGGCUGGUGUCCAAACGGCUGCGUGUCCCCAAGGAGCGCAUCUGCCUACUCUACAGAGACAGGCACCUCCGCGAAGGCACGCUGGAGGAGAACAGCAUCAUGGACGGCUCCAGGAUUACGCUGCUGCCCUCCGUGGAGACUGGCUUACUGGUAAGAACGAGUGACCUUGAACGUGGAGGAGGUGGAGGAAGAGAAGGAGGAGGUGGAGGAGGUGGAGGUGAACAUGGUGGUGAGUAAUAUUGUGGUGGUGGAGGAGGGGAACGAAUUGUGGGAGAGAGAAUAGGAAUAAUUUUCGUAGUUGUGGUAGGAAUACUGGUGGUGAGUGUUGUGAUUAUAGUAUAAGGAGUAACUGUGGUAGUAGUAGUAGUAGUAGUAGUAGUAGUAGUAGUGGU
This is a messenger RNA of Scylla paramamosain (green mud crab), 702 nucleotides long. RefSeq names its product midnolin-like. The transcript has 3 exons. The record is from RefSeq and is a predicted model, not a curated record. Gene Ontology annotation, cellular component: nucleus. Bases 137 to 547 code for a protein of 136 amino acids. NCBI's taxonomy places the organism in Eukaryota, Metazoa, Arthropoda, Malacostraca, Decapoda, Portunidae. Gene Ontology annotation, molecular function: protein binding.